CCUCUUAUUCUUUGUUAUUAAAAUUUUAUUUUUGUUCACAAUGUUGCUUUAACUGUUAUACAUUUUCAGUUUCUUAUUUUUUGACAAAUUUUGCAGCACUUUGCUUUGUUGCUUGCUGAUUCCAAAUGGCCAAGGACCUGCAAAACCCAGCUGAAGAGGUUGUUAUUGGAGAAGAAAGGGGCCAUGUCAGAUUGAUCACCUUGAAUCGACCUCGUCAAUUGAAUGUCAUUUCUUCCAAAGUGGUGUCCCUCUUAGCACAAUUUUUGGAGAAGUGGGAAAAAGAUGAUGAUGCAGAGCUAGUCAUAAUCAAGGGAGCUGGCCGUGCCUUCUGUGCUGGUGGGGAUCUGACUAUGUUCUAUGCCGGCAGGACUUCAAAGGACGCCUGUCUUGAAGUGGUCUAUAGGAUGUAUUGGCUUUGCUUCCACAUUCACUCCUACAAAAAGACUCAGGUUGCUCUUGUGAACGGAAUUUCCAUGGGCGGAGGAGCAUCUUUCAUGGUUCCUAUGACAUUCUCAGUUGUCACGGAAAAAGUUGUUUUUGCAACUCCAGAGACGAGUAUUGGGUUUCACACAGAGUGUGGGUUCUCUUACAUGCUUUCUCAUCUUCCUGGGCGUCUGGGAGAAUAUUUAGCCUUAACAGGGGCAAGGUUGAAUGGCAAAGAACUUGUUGCAAUUGGGUUUGCAACACAUUUUGUUCCUUCUGAGAAAAUCAAUGAGCUGGAGCAACAUUUGCUGAGAAUAAACUCUGGUGACGAGCAAGCAGUCAAAGCUGGAAUUGAGGAUUUCUCCGUAAAUGUUCAGCUUGAUGAUGAUAGUAUUUUAAACAAGCAGUCAAUAAUAGAUGAGUGCUUUUCCAAAAUUUCGGUAGAGGAGAUUAUAAAAUCUUUGGAGACUGAGUCUAGCAAGGAAGGAAAUGCUUGGAUCAACAGUGUACUCGCAGGACUAAAAAAAUCAUCUCCUUUAGCAUUGAAGAUCACACUUAAAUCGAUUCGUGAGGGGAGAAACCAAACACUUUCUGAAUCCUUGAGGAAAGAAUUCAGAGUGACAAUGAAUAUUCUUCGAACUGCAGUAUCUGGUGACAUGUAUGAGGGUAUUAGAGCUCUUGCCAUUGACAAAGAUAAUGCUCCAAAGUGGGAUCCCCCAUCUCUAGACAAAGUGGAUGAUGAGAAAGUAGACUUUGUUUUCCAGCCAUUUCAAGAAGAACUGGAGCUUGCAAUUCCUGAGAUGGAAGAUUGCAGAUGGGGUGGGAAAUUUGAGAAUUCGGCAUACACACGUCCACAGAAUGUUUGACAAGUCAGAUCACUAUAUGGGCAGCAGCUAAAAUACAGAUUGUUUGACAAGUCAAAUCAAUAUCUGUGCAACAACUAUAAUAUAAUCAAUAAUAUUUGUCGAAUCUGUUGGCUAGCUCGAUGAUGGUAUUUGUCUUUAAUAUAAUUUCUGUACUAUUGUGAUUUUUAAAGGACAAUUCACGCGAUAUUAAUUUUUACUGAUUUUGUAA
Messenger RNA from Daucus carota subsp. sativus, 1497 nucleotides. RefSeq names its product 3-hydroxyisobutyryl-CoA hydrolase-like protein 5. Lineage: Eukaryota; Viridiplantae; Streptophyta; Magnoliopsida; Apiales; Apiaceae. The transcript has 15 exons. The coding region runs from base 126 to 1289 and encodes 387 amino acids. The record is from RefSeq and is a predicted model, not a curated record. Gene Ontology annotation, biological process: L-valine catabolic process. Gene Ontology annotation, molecular function: 3-hydroxyisobutyryl-CoA hydrolase activity.